This is a messenger RNA of Mycena citricolor, 2564 nucleotides long. Lineage: Eukaryota; Fungi; Basidiomycota; Agaricomycetes; Agaricales; Mycenaceae. The record is from the annotation of a GenBank genome assembly.
GCGGGUUGAGGGAUUAAUUGAGAGAAAUUGUUGGCCGUGGAUCGCAACUGCCCCCGAUACAACUGCCCGCCGAUACAGUUGGAAGCAAUUGAAUGCAUCAUUAUAUCAGUGAUCCAGUGAUCAAGAAGCUUUGUCAGCGCAUCAUGCUUCUGACUGCUGCACUCCUCGCGGCGCAUGUUGCCCGUCGGGUCAAUGUGCUCUUGCUCAUCAUCUAAUGCAAUUCCCAGUACACUACCCCACGCGCCCAAAACGCAUGCAAGCAUCCAUCCAUGCAGAUAACGAUACGGGCAUCGGUCUACACGAACGCGUCACAAAUCCUUGUUUUCGCUUGCCAGUGAGGACGACAUCUAGACAGGCAGUUAGACGACUAUGGGAGCCGGCCUGACUGAGUCAACAGCACACCUCAUGUCUCUCUCGUAUGGGGGAGAACGUGGGGCGGGGGUAGAGAGUUGACUCUGCCGUCUUUCAGACCAGGAAAUGCGGAGAUCUUCGAGAGGCAUGCUUGUUCGCCGCACCGACCUUCUUAGCCGACGCCGCGACUCAUUACGAGAUGAGCAUGUGUCCUCAGAUGGAAAGAUGCAUGAGCGGUCCAUGGUCUGAGGUGCGGCGUGUGUCUGGCACUGGGACUGCACUAGACACUCAAGGGACAUGCGUAGCAUCACCUACCCAGCACCGAUGUCGGUCUGCUCCGCCUCCACUCUCGCCCAGCAGACGUUGCCAGAAACAGCAGCGGCGCAUACACGGGUGCCAUUCCCGCCUCGUUCGGUCGGUCCUGUGUGAUCGUGCACCUUCGUUCAUGUGAUGGAGGUGGGGUCGUCGGUCGCUACAUGAAGAUUUCCGCGAGUACUGUCGAGUCUAAGGAAUGGGCGGAGCGGACUCGCGACGGCCAGCUGCUCACAGUCUUCCCUACCAUCCGAGAAACAUCCGCCAGGUCUGCCUGGUGAUCUCCGAUACACCGUCAGCCUUGUGCUGAGAAGCACACGGGAAUGGGAAAGGGCGCGGUGACUGACGAAAAGCGCUUGGCGGAGAUGAGGCUGCUUUACGCCGAGAGCCAUAACACCUCGGUUCACCAUUACAAGCUACAUCAGUGCGGUUACGCGAUGUACGAGACGCUGAUUCUGCAGGCUGCAAAGGUGGUCGGGGCUGCCGAGCACAGUCGGCCUAGAUAUGGACAUGAGCGCGAGUUUCGGGUUGGCUGGUGCAACGUGGGUUGGUCGCAAGCACGGGGUGACUUGUGCGAUGAGAGAUGUGUCGUUGGGUUGCUGAGGGCACCGCAACCAAGACUCCAGACAUCUUCCGACGGGUGGUUCCGUUCCUAUCGUGUGCCAAGCCGAUGUCCUCGCAGUGGGUAGUGAAGCGCCAGAUAGCCGGGCGUCGUGCUUGUCUUGCUUCGCCCAAUAUGGAAAUGCACCUUACCGCGGACGCCCUCCAAUUCUGCUCGUCAACUUCCUUCCUCGUCAUUUGUGCUCUUCGCCAUACGCAUGGAUGCGAAUACGAGGCGGCGAUGUGUCUUGCCACUCUCUGCUAUAAUUCAUCUUCCCUGGCGCGCCGGCGCGCACAGGAUACAUAUAUAUCUAUCUACACGAUCCGUGGCGGGCUUGCUCUCCCCGUAUCAUACGAACAUUCCAGUACUGAUCCCGUUGCCCCUCCUCCCGAUACAAGCCCGCGAACCACGUCUGGCCCAGCAAGUGAUCGACCAUCCGAGCCCUGCCUGAUCUCUCGGCCGCCAUUCGCUGCCGGGUGUAUGGUAGAGCGUCAGACGGCGUAUAUCCGCUUGGUCUGCGCAGCUCGGCGUGCAGCGUGGUCAGGAUGUCGCCGAUCGUGACUGCUGCUCCCGCCUGCCGGUGGGAUCUGAUCUCGAUCUUGGCCCGGAAGUGCCCAACAUCGACGCGGAGGAACAGGGCGUCUGUUUGUGGGAAGCAGGCCGAAGUGUCGAGCAGAGCUUGGUAUCGCCCUAACCUCAGGCGGAGCUCUUCGGAUGAGAUGGAUAGGUCGAGGGGCAUUGGUGCAGCGAGCCAUGGGUGGAUGUUGGUCUCGCUCUCAUCGCCUCUGGUAGGAGAUGGAAGUGGGAUCGACGGAAUAACUGGUGUGGGUGGCAUCCCCGGCCACCCCUUGAGAUUGUCCGUGGCAUAGUGCUGCUGGUAGGAAGUAAAGCCAUCCCGUUGUGACGGCGCGGACUCCCGGUAUGAUGGCCCUGCAGAGCUGUGACCUGCGUAGCUGGCGCCAAACUCCUCCACACGCUGGUUCCACUGCACGUGUCUGGUGUCUUGGCUGUGCAUUCUCUUUUGAGUUACAAUCAAGAGGGCAGAUAGGAUGACAAGGGCUGUCAGAGGGGAUUGUGUUCGUCUCAGUGUUGAGUAGAACGCAGCAGGGCGCCGUCCCCAUUUAAGCCUGGAGAACAAGCGCCUGCAAGCGCCUACGACCUGUGUCGGGGCUCAUGCAACCCCGACUCGCCGUGCUCCACGUUUCGUCAUGUGUGGGACGCUACCGUAUAUAGUGCUGAGAAUGGUUUCACAGAAUGUUCAUCAUUCUAUUCUCUCGACAUGCAACACCGCAAAAGUGUC